Ixodes scapularis (black-legged tick) is the source of this 1487-nucleotide messenger RNA. RefSeq names its product nuclear transcription factor Y subunit gamma (gene Nf-YC). NCBI's taxonomy places the organism in Eukaryota, Metazoa, Arthropoda, Arachnida, Ixodida, Ixodidae. The record is from RefSeq and is a predicted model, not a curated record. Bases 164 to 1330 code for a protein of 388 amino acids. The transcript has 11 exons. Gene Ontology annotation, cellular component: CCAAT-binding factor complex; nucleus. Gene Ontology annotation, biological process: regulation of DNA-templated transcription. Gene Ontology annotation, molecular function: protein heterodimerization activity; DNA binding; DNA-binding transcription activator activity, RNA polymerase II-specific.
CUUGGCCCACCGCCGCGAAUUUGAACUGGAGCUCGAUUAAUCGCCGGGGACCCGAGUUCGAGCACUAUCCGAGCCGGAGUUUUGUCGGCCUCUGUAGCGUUCCCCCACUUAGGCCUAGGAUUUUGGCGAGUCCGGCUGUCAUGGAUGGAACGUGUGUGUCCUCAUGGGACGUGGCGUUUCGGAAGGAGCAAAGAUGUCCGAUUCCCAGGCGUACACGAACGCGUUGGGGGCCCCAGAGGCCCAUUCGGCGCUGGAAUUUUUCUGGCCCCGAAUCAUGGAAGAAACGAGGAAUUUAGGAAUGAACGAGUUCAAGAACCAAGAGCUGCCCUUGGCUCGCAUAAAAAAGAUCAUGAAACUCGACGAAGACGUGAAGAUGAUAAGUGCAGAGGCACCAGUACUUUUCGCAAGGGCUGCUGAGAUCUUCAUCACCGAGCUCUCCCUUCGGGCCUGGGUCCAUACGGAGGACAAUAAGAGGCGUACUUUGCAGAGGAAUGAUAUCGCCAUGGCCAUAACAAAGUACGAUCAGUUUGACUUCCUCAUCGACAUUGUCCCGAGAGAUGAGCUCAAGCCAGCAGCCAAGCGCACCGACGACACUGUCCGUACCACGGUCAUGCCACCUGACCAGGUGCAGUACUACUUCCAGCUUGCCCAGCAACAUCGGGAAGCUCUUCAGCAGCAACAACAGCCCACGACACUGACCGCAGCUCAGGCACAGCAGCCACAGCAAAUCCAGAUUGUGCAAACCACCGGAGCCAACCCACAGACCCUGACCGUACAGAACGUGCAGAAUGCGGCACAGGCUUUCUCAAUGCCCUCCGUCCUGCAAGUGCAGCAGUGUGGUUCAACUUGGCUGAACCAGGUGGGAGCAGCCAGUGCUGAGCAACAGCAACAGAAUGCCCAGCAACAGCAGAUUCAGCUGCAGGUGCAGGCCCAGCCCCAGGUGGUGCAGCUGCAGCAGCCGGUGCAGCAGCAGGUGGCGCAACAGGGGGGCAUCCAGAUCGUCCAGCAGAUCAUCAACAGCAAUGGAGAGAUACAGCAGAUCCCCAUCCAGCUGACUCAGGCCCAGCUACAGCUGAUCCGCAUGCAGAUGCAGGGCCAGAGCUCGGGCCAGCCCAUCAUCAUCCAGACGGCACCCAUCCAGCAGGCUGCUCCACCUCCACAACCAGUUCAGCAGACGCAGACCCUGUACCAGAUCCAGCAGGGCCCAGGACAGCCCGCCUCGGUGUUCCUGGCACCGGCCGGCUCCAUGACCGCCGCCGGUCAGACGGCGGUCCAGAUCCAGACCCAGCAGGAUGGCCAGCAGUCAGAAGACGACGGAACCGACCAGUGAAUCUCUGGCCCCUGCGACUCCACCGGGUUCCCUCGAAAGCACUGCCCCACUGCCCUGUACAGACCCCCCCCCCCCCGUCUCCCUCGAGGCCAGGAUUCUCCCAAGCGUCGACCUUACUUUGCCUUCGCCGGGAAUAAACCAACCUUCCUUUCUUCUU